This is a messenger RNA of Exophiala bonariae, 1329 nucleotides long. RefSeq lists its product as uncharacterized. Bases 1 to 1329 code for a protein of 442 amino acids. The record is from RefSeq and is a predicted model, not a curated record. The transcript has a single exon. NCBI's taxonomy places the organism in Eukaryota, Fungi, Ascomycota, Eurotiomycetes, Chaetothyriales, Herpotrichiellaceae.
AUGGAAGCAAUACACAAUGUAUUCAGUCGUAUGGACGAGACGGCCAUUCGAUCGAUCGAAGCUGCCAUCCAUGGCAAUGUUGAGUUUCAGGCCGCAAUCGCCCAUGCCCAACACACGUCCUUUCAACUGGCCUGCAAAGACCACACAUCUGCUCUGGGAUUUGAAAUCUCAAAAAACCAGAUUCAGGUCUUUGCUCAGCCCGACUCAGGACGGAAGACUGAAUUUACCCUUUUUGCGCAAUCCGCUCAUUGGGAGAAAGUAUUUGAAGCAGUCCCUCAGCGGCCAUUCCAAUCAUACUGGGGUAUGUUACGGCUCCUUGGUACUGAAGCCGGAGUCUCUGUGGCGGGUGACCAGACUGCGUUCACCUCCUUUGCCAGAGUGUGGAGACUGGCCAUUGAUCUAGUGCGCGAUGCGCUUCACCCUCCAUCAGAAGCGACCGUGAACAGGUCAUUCGUUGAAGAUGAUGAACUGGACGAUGACUCCAUCAUUGGGCAUUACCUCUGGAUCAAGUUAGCGGAGUUGGGCAAAUGCAAGGUCUUCUACGAGACAUCUGGCUCUGGCAGUCAACAUAUACUGUUCCUCCACACCGCCGGGGCUGACUCAAGACAGUACCAUUCCCUUAUGAUGAACAAAACACUCCAGCAAAAGUGUAAAAUGUAUGCUUUCGACCUUCCGGGUCACGGACGUUCAUUUCCCGGCGAGCACCAAUUCCCCGCCGCAUAUAGCAACUCCGAGGAAUUCUACAUCUCAGCCAUUGGUCAGAUGAUCUCUCGGCUCGGUCUUCACCAUGUUAUCGUGUCAGGGGCUUCUAUGGGUGGCCAAGUCUGCCUUGCGGUUGCCCUCCGCGCAGAGCAGCUGGGUGUAAGCGGUGUCAUUCCUUGCGAAGCAUGCGACUACAUUCCAGAACAACGAGCGCAGAAAAUCUACUCCUUGACCGGUGACGAAUCAAUCCUCAAUCCAGAACGCGUAUGUGGGAUGAUCGCGCCGACAGCCCCAGCGAUCUACAAGAGACUCAACUGGUGGAUCUACUCUUCCCAGGCAACCAAGAUCUUUCCUGGAGAUCUCAAAUUCUACUUCGAAGGGUGGGAUGGACGAGAGAGGAUGUCGCAGAUUGAUACCAAGGCGUGUCCGGUGUAUAUGCUCACAGGGGAGUAUGAUUAUAGUUGCUCGCCUAACAUGAGUCGUGAAACAGCGGCAAAGAUCCAGGGAGCGGUGUUUGAAGAAAUGGAAGGUCUGGGCCAUUUUCCAAUGAGUGAAGACCCAAAGAGAUUCUUACCGUACUUCUUCAGAGCAUUGGAGCAUAUACAGGGUGUACAGCACGCCACUUAG